CGGCAGCCCGUGAGUCGGUGCGCGUGCCCAGAGCCCCAUGGAUCUGCCGGCCGGCAACAGCAGCUGCGAGAACGGUUCCCUGAUCAGCCUGUACUGCUCCUCCCAAAGAGUCCUGUGCCAGAUCGUCAGUGACCUCCAGCCCGAGGUGCCCAGCAAUGUCACCUCCGACAGCUGGCAGGAGAGGUUCAGGAAGAACUACAGCUUCUACGUCGGUCUGGGGCUGGCCAUCCUGUCCAGCUUCCUCGUCGGCAGCAGCGUCAUCCUCAAGAAGAAGGGCCUACAGCGACUGGUGGCCUCGGGUGCCACGCGGGCUGUGGAUGGAGGCUACGGCUACUUGAAGGACUCAAUGUGGUGGGCUGGAUUUCUCACGAUGGCUGCUGGGGAAGUUGCCAACUUCGGGGCUUACGCAUUCGCUCCUGCCACAGUCGUCACCCCUCUGGGAGCACUGAGUAUCCUCAUAAGUGCCGUCUUUUCCUCGUAUUUCCUGGGGGAGAGUCUGAACCUCCUGGGGAAGCUGGGCUGUGUGAUCUGCGUGGCUGCUAGCACAGUGAUGGUGAUCCACGCCCCCGAGGAAGAGAAGAUAAGCACCAUCAUGGAGAUGGCUGCCAAGAUGAAAGACACUGGGUACAUCGUGUUCGCUGUGUUUCUGCUGGUGUCCUGCCUCAUCCUCAUCUUCGUUGUUGCCCCACGUUAUGGACAAAGGAACAUCCUCAUCUACAUCAUCAUCUGCUCUGUGAUCGGGGCCUUCUCCGUGUCUGCCAGCAAGGGUCUGGGCAUCACCAUUAAGAACUUCUUCCAGGGGCUCCCAGUUGUGCGGCACCCUCUCCCCUACAUCCUGUCUCUUAUGCUGGCGCUUUCGAUCAGCACUCAGGUCAACUUCCUCAACAGGGCGCUGGACAUCUUCAACACCUCCCUGGUGUUCCCCAUCUACUACGUGUUCUUCACCACGACGGUGAUGACCUCCUCCAUCAUCCUCUUCAAGGAGUGGUACAGGAUGUCAGCCGUGGACAUUGUGGGCACCCUCUGUGGCUUUGUCACCAUCAUCCUGGGUGUAUUCAUGCUUCAUGCUUUCAAAGACCUGGACAUCAGCCAGAGCAGCCUGCCCCACAUGCACAAAAACCCACCUGCCACUCCUGCCCCAGAGCCCAGUGUCAUUAGACUUGGAGACAAGAAUGUCCUGGUGGACAACAUGGAACUCUCCAGCACCCCAUCACCAGAAGAGAAGCCCAAAGUGUUUACAGCCCAUUCGUAAAGCCUGAAGUAGAGAAGUGACAGGAUGAGCCCCGUGGUCCAGCCUGACUGCUUGAUUUCAGAGCCACCUGGUUACUUCCAACACAACUCUUACCAAUGGGCUCUUUUCUUGAGACUUUCAUUUAUACCUCAUCGCUGUUUCCAGGAGAAAAACCCCUACUCAAUAAGCAGUGGUGGUAUAACUUCCUGGAAACACAGCCUCAGUGACCAAAUACCCUACUUUAUUGGUGCCAGCAGGUCCCCUGGACCUCCCUUCCCACUUGUUUCCUCUGUGUUGUGGGGAAGAAGAUCGGAUUUGACCCAUUGAAUGUAGCGCAAGCCAGGAACUUCCCUGAAACGCUGGUCAUCAGGAAGUUCUCCUCCUGAGACUGACUCACUGGUCCCGAGUCCAAGGCUGAAGUGCGCCUGGCUCCCCGAGGCCCAGGGAGCAACUCGCCAUGCCUCCCAUCCAGAACUAACAGACACACAGCUCUCAUCAAAUGUCUUGUUGCUGUUGCCACCUCAUCUUCGGAGACGGAAACAAGACCUCAGCUGACCUUACUGUGAAAGCCGCCUGAUGUCUCAGGGACACCCUGCCACCAGCCCCAUUCCCAGAGCGGCCAGCCUGGAGCUUAGCAUCUACUUCCAUCCACCCCACCCCCACCCUUCCCUCUGUGCUCAGACUCUCGCAACCCCGCUCCUCUGUCCAUGGGAUUCUCCAGGCAAAAAUACUGGAGUGGGUUGCUGUGCCCUCCUCCAAGGGAUCUUCCUGACCCAGGUAUUGAACUCGUGUCUCUUAUGUCUCCUGCAUUGGCAGGCAGGUUCUUUACUGCUAGUGCCACCUGGAAAGGCCCCUUCUCUCUCUAGAUGCACCCCAAGGAGUUGGUCACAGAGACAUUCAGGUGGUUGUCCAAGAACUCAAAACAACACAACCACCACCACAACAAAAGGUGCUUCCCAGCCGAGGUGUGCUGGCCAAGCCCAGAGUUUCAUUCUGCCUCACUCUAAGAGAAUAGCAGUUGCACCAUUUUUAAAAGUAGCCUGGUUGUUGAGUAGAAUGCACUUUCCUUUUCCUCAAGGAGUAAACCACAAUAUGAUUUGGGGAGAUGGGGAGAAGAGUGAGGAGCAGAGUCAGAAUUUGGCAGAGAGCAGACACAAGCUCUCUGGAAACCAGGGGCUAACCUGUGUUUACUCUGGUGGCCGACCAAGAACCCAGGUGGGAAAGGUAACCUCUGGGUGUGUGUGUGUGUUUUUUUAAAAUGCAGCAUGCAGGAUCUUAGUUCCCAGACCAGGGAUUGAACCCAUGCCCCUUGCAGUGGAAGCACGGAGUCUUAACUACUGGACCACAGGGAAGUCCCCUUCUGCAGUGGAAGCUCAGAGUCUUAACCACUGGGCUGCCAGAGACGUCUCCUCUGGGUAACUUCUGGGCUGAAGCCUUAGAGGCUUGGCCAGUGGGAUCAGCUUUGAACUUCAGUGACCAAGUUGGGGUAUAAGCUAGGCACAGGGUGUCAUUCUGGCAAUGGACCAGAUUGCCACCAAGUCCCCACUCCACUGAUGAGCUGCCCACCCUGGGAGGAGGUGUGUCACAACUGCUGUCCCUCCACCUGCUUUGGGGACUGCCUGUGGUCCCCCCACAUUUGGCUGGAGGCAGUCAAAAAACCAAGAGCAGCUGGAGAGAGAAUUAAUAUCAUCUCCCUUCCUGUCUUCUUUCCAGCAGUAAGAAUGUGACAGUUGAUUCAAGGACCAUUGAUAUGGAGGUUAGGGAGUCAGUAUAUUUGUCAAGAAGGAAGCCCUGGCCUUAAGCCCCCCGAGCUGGUGUAGAGCCCCCCUGUGUAACUCCAUACCUGUGCCUGUGUUUAUGUCCCGGGCCCUGAGCACAGCCAAGCCCAGGCCAAACUCCUGCUGGCCUUAGAGCGCCAAUGAACAGACUGGCUUUCUGCAUGCAUUGCAGCCUCAAAGCUCCAAUUUUGAAUGACUGUGGAUUUCUCUCUAUAACUAAAAUCAAUGCAACCUGUUGGAUGUUGAGAAUGGCCGUGAUCUGAAGGCCCUGAGAGUGUGGUCUGCGGGGUCAGUAAUAAAGACCUCUGAGUGUGUUUACUUGA
Molecule: messenger RNA, 3332 nt
Organism: Odocoileus virginianus texanus
Lineage: Eukaryota; Metazoa; Chordata; Mammalia; Artiodactyla; Cervidae
Gene: NIPAL4
Product: NIPA like domain containing 4
Biological process (GO): magnesium ion transport
Cellular component (GO): membrane
Molecular function (GO): magnesium ion transmembrane transporter activity
Source: RefSeq, a predicted model, not a curated record